UCAAGCUGCCAUCUAUAAACCCUUAAACCCUUCUCCUCCAAGGUUUCAUCUUCUCAUAGAAACCUUUAACAAAUUCGAAUCCACCAAUAUUCAUGUUAUGACAAAAGCAUACACAUUUACACACAUACAUAUGUUUCCUCGUAGCCACAUUUGAUCCCGAAUGAUCCAGAGAUUAUCUCAUCCUUCUUUGCUCUCACUCGAAACACUCUUAAAGCUCUGCAAAUCUGAGAUUCAUCUUAAUCAAAUCCAUGCCCGAAUCAUCCGCAAAGGUCUUGAACAAGACCAGAAUCUUAUCUCAAUCUUUAUCUCUUCGUCUUCUUCAUCUCUCUCUUACUCUUCCUCUGUUUUUGAACGUGUUCCUUACCCUGGAACGUAUCUUUGGAAUCAUUUGAUCAAAGGGUACUCGAAUAAGUUUCUCUUCUUUGAGACGGUUUCGCUUCUAAUGCGUAUGAUGAGAACAGGUUUUGCGAGACCUGAUGAGUAUACUUUUCCUUUGGUUAUGAAAGUUUGUUCUAAUAAUGCAGAGUUUCGUGUUGGUUCAACGGUUCAUGGGUUGGUUUUGAGAAUUGGGUUUGAUAAAGAUGUUGUUUUGGGUACAAGUUUUGUUGAUUUUUAUGGUAAAUGUAAGGAUUUGUGUAGUGCACGUAAGGUGUUUGGUGAAAUGCCUGAGAGAAAUGUUGUUUCUUGGACGGCUUUGAUUGUUGCGUAUGUGAAAUCUGGGGAGUUGGAGGAAGCGAAGAGGAUGUUUGAUCUUAUGCCUGAGCGUAAUUUGGGAACUUGGAAUGCUUUGGUUGAUGGGUUGGUGAAAUCGGGAGAUUUGGUUAAUGCUAGGAAGUUGUUUGAUGAAAUGCCUAAGAGAGAUAUUAUUUCGUAUACUUCUAUGAUUGAUGGAUAUGCUAAAGGUGGUGAUAUGGUUUCUGCGAGGGAUUUGUUUGAGAAUGCUAGGGGUGUUGAUGUUAGGGCAUGGUCAGCUUUAAUAUUGGGUUAUGCACAGAACGGUCAGCCGAAUGAGGCCUUUAAGGUUUUUAGCGAAAUGUGUGCGAAGAAUGUUAAACCUGAUGAGUUUAUAAUGGUGGGUUUGAUGUCAGCUUGUUCUCAGAUGGGUUGUUUUGAAUUAUGUGAAAAGGUUGAUUCUUAUCUGCACCAAAGCAUGAAUAAAUUUUCUAGUCAUUAUGUUAUACCUGCUUUGAUAGACAUGAAUGCCAAGUGUGGCCACAUGGACAGAGCAGCUAAGUUGUUUGAAGAGAUGCCUCAGCGAGAUCUUGUUUCAUAUUGUUCGAUGAUGGAAGGAAUGGCUAUUCAUGGGUGUGGAAGUGAAGCUGUUCGACUGUUUGAGAAAAUGGUAGACGAAGGUAUUGUUCCCGAUGAAGUUGCCUUCACAGUAAUAUUGAAAGUUUGUAGCCAGUCCAGGCUUGUUGAGGAGGGCUUAAGGUAUUUCGAGUUAAUGCGAAAGGAGUAUUCAAUUUUGGCAUCUCCUGAUCAUUAUUCAUGCAUUGUGAAUCUUCUUAGUCGGACAGGAAAGCUUAAAGAGGCUUAUGAGCUUAUCAAAUCCAUGCCCUUUGAAGCUCAUGCUAGUGCUUGGGGUUCGCUUUUGGGUGGUUGUAGUCUACAUGGGAAUACUGAGAUAGCAGAGGUAGUUGCAAGGCAACUCUUUGAGCUUGAACCACAAAGUGCCGGUAGUUACGUGCUUCUGUCAAAUAUAUAUGCAGCUUUAGACCGGUGGGCGGAUCUUGCUCAUCUUAGGGACAAAAUGAACGAGAAUGGUAUUAAAAAGAUUUGUGGCCGAAGUUGGAUAAUUCGAUAAGAACUUGUCAGUUGUCAUCUAACCGUGUCAACAAUGGAAGACUUUGCUUAACCUAACAAGACGUUGAGGCAAAAAAGCACCUAAACAGAACCAGUCUGAAACAUCAUGGCGGGGAGACCAAAGUUUUUUAUCGCGUUACUCGACCUGUACAUAGCUUGAGAGAUUGGAUAACAUUUUUACCUUAAUCAGGCUUCAAUUACAUUGUGUUAUAUCUCUGGUUUGAUGCUUUGAGGAGGUCCAUACAUAACCAAGAAUGAUUCAUGAGAGGAUAAGGUUAAAGCAGAUUUCAGAAGAGAGAGGGCUGUUGGCAAAAUUCAUAAGAGAAAGGUUUGUUAUAUACUAAUCUGUAUGUUCACUUAUAAUCUACCUUCAAAGGUUUAAUAGUUUGGUUAUGAUAUAUCUGCGUACCCGACUCUGUUUUUCGUUGUCGAUUACUGCACUAUAAACUGGCUUAGGAUCAAUAUAUGUAAAUUACCUUCAAACUGUAUUAAACUUAAAUAAUAAUAAUAUAGAACAUUACAAAAAUAAUUUAAAACUAAAAA
This is a messenger RNA of Arabidopsis lyrata subsp. lyrata, 2346 nucleotides long. Its product is annotated as putative pentatricopeptide repeat-containing protein At5g37570. The record is from RefSeq and is a predicted model, not a curated record. Bases 161 to 1804 code for a protein of 547 amino acids. The transcript is spliced from 2 exons. Lineage: Eukaryota; Viridiplantae; Streptophyta; Magnoliopsida; Brassicales; Brassicaceae. Gene Ontology annotation, biological process: RNA modification. Gene Ontology annotation, molecular function: protein binding; RNA binding.